Molecule: messenger RNA, 903 nt
Organism: Clunio marinus
Lineage: Eukaryota; Metazoa; Arthropoda; Insecta; Diptera; Chironomidae
Source: the annotation of a GenBank genome assembly
AUGGAUAAUGUUUUAUUAGGAGGUCUCUCGUCAUCUUUUGCAACAGUCUUCACAAAUCCAUUAGAAGUAGUAAAGACUCGAUUACAGCUUCAGGGAGAAUUGGCAAGAAAAGGAACUGUAACAGAGCCCUACAAAAAUUUUCUUCAUGGAUUUGUUCAAAUUGCUAAGCAUGAUGGUUACUUAGCUUUACAACGAGGACUGUCAGCUUCACUUUGUUUUCAAUUUGUGCUUAAUUCAUGCCGAUUGGGAAUCUACACAACUGCAUAUGAGAGUGGAUGGACGAGAAAUAAGGAUGGAAAUGUGAGCAUAAUAAAAUCUGCAUUUUUUGGUGGUGUGGGUGGAACGAUUGGUCAAGGACUUGCUUCACCAUUCUUCAUGUUACGUAAUCAACUGCAAUCAGCAUCAGUUGAUAAAAUCGCUGUUGGAUAUCAACAUCGCCACGAAGGAUUUAUUCAAGCUUUCAGAAAAAUUUACAAUGCUCAUGGAAUUACUGGUCUUUAUCGCGGAGUUUUGGUGACAAUUCCUCGUGGAAUGAUGGGAUCUGGAACUCAAAUUGCCACUUUUGGUUGGACGAAAGAUUUCUUACAAAGAAAAUCUUCUCAUCUCGAUCCGACUACAAUCUCAUUCAUUAGUGGAGCAAGUGCCGGAACAGCAAUGGCAAUAGCAAUGAACCCUACCGAUGUUAUUGCUACAAGACUUUACAAUCAAGGUGUCUGUGAAAAUGGAAAAGGAAUUUACUAUUCAGGCGUCAUUGAUUGCUUCAUCAAGAUUUUUAAAAUCGAAGGUGUGAGAGGUUUCUACAAAGGGUUCUGGCCACAUUAUAUAAGAAUCGGUCCGCAUUCUGCUUUAGUAUUAUUAUUCUUUGACGAACUUAAAGCGCUGAAAGAAAGACUGAAAACUUAA